GAGAAUUCCAGAGUAAUUAGAAGUGGUUCAUCAUUUACAGUUUCUAGAGUUAUUAGUAAAUGAAUAACAUAAUAUAAGUUAUACUUACUAGCCCUUUAUAUAUUGGUCGUAUAAUAUUUAUUUUAGUAGAGAGAAAAUUUCUUAUUUGUGUCAGAGUGUCUAUAGAACCAUAGUAACAUUAUACGACAGACAGGAAAGAUAUGGCAGAUGAGAGUGUAAACACACCAGGAAUUGGAUCUACUAGUCCACUUGAUAUGGGAAUAGAUGAUUCAAUGCCUACUAUUAAAUUCUCUCCACAAUCACCAUUUCCUGAAGUAGCACCUCCAGCUAAUGUUCAAAAGGAACUGUCCAUACAGCCCGAGACAGAACCAACAGUAAUUGAAAAUAAUAAUACAAAUAAUAAGGAUAUUAAAGAAGAACAAGAAGAAGAUAAAAUCGAUGAUAAUGUAGUAGAAGAUGAAGAAGAAGAUGAAGAUGAUCCAAUAGUUAAAUUACAAGAAAUAGAAAUCUUACCGGAUCUAUUUACUUUAUUACAUGAUUUACAAAUAGGAUCUAUACUGGCAAAAGAUUUUGAUAAUAAUGCUGGAAGUAUACGAUUAAAAUUAAGUAAUGUUCGACAAUAUCUUCUGGAAAUUGAAGGUAUAAAUGAAACAUUAAAGGUUAGAGAAGCUAAAAUUGAUAGUUUAAAAGUUAAAAAUGCAAAGAAAUAUCAAUUUUUAAGUAAAUUUAAAAGUAGAGUAAUUAAUGAAUUUGAAGGCGAUAUAGACAUGACGAAUUAAUUUAAUGUAUUAUUAUUAUUGGUG
Messenger RNA from Scheffersomyces amazonensis, 803 nucleotides. RefSeq names its product Med9p (gene MED9). The record is from RefSeq and is a predicted model, not a curated record. NCBI's taxonomy places the organism in Eukaryota, Fungi, Ascomycota, Pichiomycetes, Serinales, Debaryomycetaceae. The transcript has a single exon. The coding region runs from base 201 to 779 and encodes 192 amino acids. Gene Ontology annotation, biological process: regulation of transcription by RNA polymerase II. Gene Ontology annotation, cellular component: mediator complex. Gene Ontology annotation, molecular function: transcription coregulator activity.